This is a messenger RNA of Hevea brasiliensis (rubber tree), 1371 nucleotides long. RefSeq lists its product as uncharacterized. The transcript is spliced from 6 exons. Gene Ontology annotation, molecular function: protein binding. Bases 200 to 1057 code for a protein of 285 amino acids. Lineage: Eukaryota; Viridiplantae; Streptophyta; Magnoliopsida; Malpighiales; Euphorbiaceae. The record is from RefSeq and is a predicted model, not a curated record.
AAUUAAAUGAAAGAUUAGGGGUUUUAUUUAAAUUAUGGCAUUUCCAGGAAACCAAGGGAAGUAUAAUUUAACCCCUCCAAGAACAUAUUAAACGAACGAUGAUUCUGGAACUCGCAGGAAUUUUGAUUUUCCUUUGAUCUUUAUAUCUACAAGCAUCACAGCAAAUCAGUAGCCACAUCGCUUGUUUCUGUUAAAAAAAAUGGUGGUGAUAGAACCGGAAGAAGUGGACGAACAGAUCUUAGUCAACAAUCUUCCAAAGCCAAAAGCAGUUCCCUCGUCAUCGUCUUCCAAAACGGCGACGGGUUCAAGCAAAUACACUGAUUCUACAACUCCGUCGGUGGUGGCGGCAGAUUCGAAUGUGAACGAGAACGAUUCCGAUGGGUUCGAAACGGCAAGCGAGCACGAAGUUAGCGAUAACGAAGAAAUUAUCAAUGAAGAUAAUCAUCAACAACCAGAACCACAGCCACCGCCAGCACCACGACAAGAUGUGAAAGCGGACUCUAAUGUAAACGACGACGAAUUGCAACAGAAAACUUUAGCACAAGCUAAUGAAGCGAAAUUGGAAGGCAAUAAACUAUUUGGAGAUGGGCGCUAUGAGGAGGCUUUAUUACAAUAUGAUGCUGCAUUAAAAGUUGCACUGGACAUGCCUUCGUUUGUGGAGUUACGUUCCAUAUGCCAUGCAAAUCGUGCUGUAUGCUUCUUGAAAUUGGGAAAGUACGAGGAUACAAUCAAGGAAUGUACAAAGGCCCUUGAAUUAAAUCCUUCCUACAUGAAAGCUCUGGUUAGGCGAGGAGAGGCUCAUGAAAAGCUUGAACACUUUGAGGAGGCAAUAGCUGAUAUGAAAAGAAUCUUGGAAUUAGAUCCUUCAAAUGAACAAGCUAAGAAAGCCAUUCGCCGCUUGGAGCCGUUGGCUGCAGAAAAGCGAGAAAAAAUGAAGGAAGAGAUGAUUGGGUCAACGCAAUGGGAGGUUAAAAUGGUGAAGAAUCUUGAUUCGCUGAAACACAAAACUGAAAGAUAUGGGAAACUCUCUGCUUGGCCGAUUUGGUAUGAGUGUUGACAACUUCAAAGCCGAUAAAGAUCCAAACACUGGUUCCUAUUCUAUUUCAUUCCAACGUUAAUUUUUUACUGUGAGAUCCGUUGGCUACAUUUUUAUCCUUGGAAGAAACGGUGAGAUGAAUGAAGGCCGUCCAAUAGAAUGACAUAUUAGUCUGGUACAUUCUGGGUGCAGAGUUGACCGACAGUUCUAAAUUGAAAGUGUGAUGUUGCUUGGGAAGAUUUUGUUCCCUUCAUGAUAGAGCUUUGUGUGAUGCAGUCUGUAAAACCGAAAAUUGAUGAACUUGAAUUCUAAGUGCUCGGAAUUCUCUUUUAUUA